Solanum tuberosum (potato) is the source of this 516-nucleotide messenger RNA. RefSeq names its product putative F-box/LRR-repeat protein 23. Lineage: Eukaryota; Viridiplantae; Streptophyta; Magnoliopsida; Solanales; Solanaceae. The record is from RefSeq and is a predicted model, not a curated record. The transcript has 2 exons. The coding region runs from base 1 to 516 and encodes 171 amino acids.
AUGGUUUGUAGUACCUGGUGGAAGGUGUGUCAUGAUCCUGCUAUGUGGCGUGUUGUUCACUUGAAAUUUGAACCUGAUAGUAAUUGGAAUUGUUUGUUGGAGAAGAUAUGUCGGAUUGCUGUGGAUCGUAGCCAGGGCCAGUUACUCAGAAUAAGCAUUGAGAAUUGUGGUAGCAAAGAAUUGCUCGUUUACAUUGCUGAGAGAUCAAGUCAGCCCAGACAUCUCUGUCUUGUCAAGUGUGGUAACGUUGCUGGAAGUUUGACUGCAGCUGCCAAGAACUUCCCAUUGUUGGAGGAGUUGCACACUCACUUGACCUUAAUUACUGAAGAGGAUAUAGAAAGUGUGGGUCAUUAUUGCCCUCUGCUGAAGUCAUUUACAUUGAAUGCCAGUAGAUGUACUACAAUUGUAUAUUCACUAUCUCCCGAUGAUGGUCAAGCGUUAGCUAUUGCUAGAAGUAUGCCUGAAUUGAGGCAACUUGCACUAAUUGACAAAUGUUGGACUUCAAGCCAUUUUUGA